Elgaria multicarinata webbii is the source of this 2595-nucleotide messenger RNA. RefSeq lists its product as uncharacterized. Bases 327 to 1667 code for a protein of 446 amino acids. The transcript has 15 exons. Gene Ontology annotation, cellular component: cytoplasm. The record is from RefSeq and is a predicted model, not a curated record. NCBI's taxonomy places the organism in Eukaryota, Metazoa, Chordata, Lepidosauria, Squamata, Anguidae.
GCAAAACAUAAUAUAUGCCGUGGUGAUUCUUCUGAUUUCCUGAAAACUGACCUGCUGAUCUUUUUGUUACGGAAUUCCAAAUAAAGGACCAGGAGGACCAACUGCUGACGCCCAGCUGCUUACCACCGCUGGAUGAGACGGACCACGUGGACCAGCAGGAGGCCGAAGAGGCAAGGACGGGGGACAAGGGAUGCCUGGGAUUGCAGCUCCCUCGGGUGUCCCCGGAAGACGCCACCCUGAGCCCCAGCUGCCUAGGGCCAUUCAACCUGGCAGAGAAGGAGGCGGCCCAGGAGAGGAAGGAUGACAUUUCAUUCUUCCUGAAAACCAUGGAAAACCAGGCAGAAGCCACGAGGACCAUCGGCAGGAUCAUCCAGUCCACGGAUGACGUCACGGCGCUGGAGGCCCGGUUCCCGGAACUUCUGCUGGCCUUGGUGAAUAACAUCAUGCAAGCUGUCGGCCUGCAGAGGACGUCCAAGGGAUCCGAGAGCCAAGACAUCGGCUCCCUGCCUCCUAAAGAAACGGCGGCCAUCAUCCGGAUGCUGCUGAAGCGGGCAGCAGCACACGUGGCGGUGGACCUGGUCUGCUGGUACAUCUUGCGCCGCCCUAAGACCUGCCUGCACGGAGUGGCCGUCCUGGUGAGGGCCCUCCUCGCAGCAUCGCCCUCCACGCAGCAGGGCCUCCAGGAACACCUGAGGUCCCUCAUGGAGAGAGAAGAACCCACGGAGCAUUCGGUGGCAGCGGUGGCCUUCUUUGUCGAGCUGCUGCUCAACGACACGUGCCCUGUCUCCCUGGAGAAGACCUGGCCGCUCCUCGCAGGCUGGCUGGCGCACCCCAGUCAGGCCGCCUUCCAGCUGAGCAGGAAGGGCCUUCUCCACCUCUACGUCAGCUGUAAGAGGAAGAAGAGGCCCGAGGAUUUCAUCCAGGGCAUACUUGGGUCCUCUGACGGAGACGCCACCUUGGCGGCCCUGGACUUUGCCCAGCAGCUGUGGCGCCACCUCCCUGAGCAAGAACAGGUGCCUCUGAACGCUCCGCUGGCUGCCCAGGAGUCGGCUCAGGUCCGAAAGGCAGCCCUACAUUACUACCGGGUUCUUCUGCAGCACCAGGAACCUCAUGAGGAGAGGAGGCGGAAGGUCACAGACCUCAUAGGGGUGCUGAUGCAUGUGGAGGACGAGGACGAGGCCAUGGCAGAGGCAGCGAAGGACAUCGCCCGGCGCCUGACGGAGGACCUGCAGCGGGACCUGCCCUGGCACGUUCUGGCGAGGGAAACCUUCAGCCUGCAGGAGCUGCUGCACAAGAUCUCAAAGCGACUGUUACGGUACCACACGCCGAGGUGUGUGCUGGAGAGCGAGGUGUACGACAUCAUGACCUACUUCCGCAGCAAGCAGGCUUCAGUGAGGAGGACGGCUGCCAUGUUCCUGGGUCACCUGAUGCACAAGGAUGGCAGCGUCAUCAUUGAAUGCGUCAUCGACGCCUAUCAUGCUUUUGUCGACCUCCUGAUCCGCAACAAGGACCCUGCCAUCAGGAGAGUCGGCUACCGGACAGGAGACAUCCUGCGGAAGAACUUCGCUCUCCACUCCCGCCACGGUGUGCGGGCCGCCGUCCGGCGCUUCGUUGCGGGAUGUAGGCGGACGAGGUACCCGCCAGAGUACCACGAUCUCCCUGCCUGAUGGAAUGGAAUGAGAUCUCCUGGACUUCUGGCUCGGAACACCACCUGGGAGCCAUGCCGCAGCCCACCAGGGAAGUGACAUGAGGCCGAACAGCGAGGGGGAACCUGGCUCCUCCCCCUGAGCCCAUGCAGCCCCACCCCUAGUCUCAGGAGGUCCCUCCCCUGCACAGGAGGGGCUGUGGGGCCGCAAGGGAAGAGGAAGGAAGGUCAUCUCCCCUCACCUCCAUCUGCUGGGGGGUGGAGUGCCCCCUUUUUACUCCUGAACCCCCUUCCCCUGCUCCCAAACGGCCUCCGGGCCACCGCCCCUGCCCCCUUCCGCGCCGGGAUGUGCUGCUCCUCCUCCCCUCCCUCUCCGGCAGCCAAACCCUGCAUCCCCCUUCGUUCCCUGCCGCCUUCCCCAGGCAGCGUCAGCCGCAGAGCAGCCCCUUAAGCAGAGAGGCCCCUGGGAGCCCAAGAGGCUAGUGGGCGAAGGAGGAGGAGGAGGAGGAGGAGGAGGAGGUCAGGUACAGGGCAGGAGCCCUUGCUGAAUGCAGGUGGAUUUAUUAGGAAUCCUUUUGGACUGUCUGUGCAAGCGGAUCUCUGUCGGAAGUCCCCACGGGAGUAGCUCUCUGGCUCCCUGGUGUGGCCUUGAAGCUCCAAAAUCCCCUACUCCCGUGGGGACUUCUACACGAGACGGGGUUGGUCAGGGAGCUCCUCCCGCCCUGGCUCCGCCCUCCCCUCUCCACAACUCUAAGGUUGGGGUCCCCAUUGGGAGGGGGGCUUUCCUCUGCUUCCUGCCUCCCCAAAAGCCCAACGGUCCUGGCCCGGAGGCAACUCAGAGACGUUCCUUUGCCUGCUACGGUGGGGGCCAGGGCCAGGCCCUCGCUGCGUUGUGUGCUCUCCCCCACUCAGGAGGAGAUGCACCAGGGAAGAAGAUUCUCCCAGCUGCA